Molecule: messenger RNA, 5056 nt
Organism: Danio rerio (zebrafish)
Lineage: Eukaryota; Metazoa; Chordata; Actinopteri; Cypriniformes; Danionidae
Source: RefSeq, a predicted model, not a curated record
UGUGUGUGUGUGUGUGUGAUUCUCCUGCUGGAGUUUAAUGUAAUUACGGGAUUACUGUCCUCCUAAAGCCGCUAAUAUUUACUACACUGAGCUGCGAUUGACGGGACUCAAAUACAGUUCACCGAAUCACGGAAAUAUGAAUUAACGGGAGGUUUUUCUACUCGGUGAGUGUUAGAAAUGAAGCUUUUCGACUACUGAAGGGAUUACCUGGACUUUCUGAAGAGUCUUUAUGGAGUUACACUAUAAUAAGAUGAACGUCGAGCGAGAGGGAAAGAGGAAAACUUUAUUCCGGCGAAAAUAAUCACACGGAGGAAAAAAGAAUUACUGGAUGUCCCAGGGGAAAAUUGUGUUUUUGCAAAACUGAUUCAUCCAGCCCUGCGUGGUUAUGUCUCUGUCGGCGCUACCAGAAUGGAAGCAGAUGCUUCUGGAGCGAAAGAGAAAAGAGGAGGAGGAGAGAGAAAGACGAGAACGUGAGGAAGAAGAGAGGCUGGCCAGCAUGCCAGCCUGGAAAAGGGAGAUCAUCCAGAGAAGAAAAGAAAAAGAGAGAGAGCGAGACAUACAGCGUAUUCCCGAUGUGUUGGCCAGCACUGAGGACAUCAUUACAGAACAUCUCCCCAAGGUAAAACAAAAGAUAUCCAAAGAAACCUUCCAACAGAACCCGUUCAUCCGCUCUGAAAACAGCUUUAGGAAGGAUAAAAGGGUGAUUGGAGAGAAUGCAUGUAAAAAGGCUGGUAGUAAAUCCGGGAGGGAUCAUAAUAAAGAAAAAGAAGUCUGGAGAGGACGAGAUAGAGAGAGUAAAAAUGAAGGAAGAGAGCAAGAGAGAAGCACCGGGAGAGAAGGCAAGGAGACGGGUCCAUUCUCUCCAGUCGUGGGUCUGAGAACGAUCCAGGCCAACAAUAUUAUCAUUAUUGAGAAAGAUAAAAGCGGGAGGGAGAAGGUGGAGAAGGAGGUGGAGGAGGACGAGAAAAGGAUGAGGAUGGAUUUGAGGGAGUUUCUGGCGGGAGGUGGGAGUGUGACGGAGAUUAGAGCAUCGGAAGUGCUGAUCAUCAAACCUCCUGUGACGGAGGGGAAAAGAGAUGGAGAGAGUGGAGGAAAGAUGGAGAGAGGGAGAGGGGAAGAAAGGAUAGAGAGAGGGAGAGGUGAAGAGAUAGGGGUAAGUGAAGAACGAAGGAGAGAUGAAGAAAGUUUAGAGAAAGGGAGAGGUGAAAAGCGAGGGAUUAGUGAAGAGGGAUGGAGAGGUAAGGGGAGGGGGGAGGACUGGAUUGAGAAAGGGAGAGGUGAAGAGAGGAUAGAGAGAAGGAGAGGUGAAGAACGAGGGAGAAGUGAAGAAAGAAGGAGAUGUGAAGAAAGUUUAGAGAAAGUGAGAGGUGAAAAACGAGGGAUAAGUGAAGAGAGAUUGAAAGGUCAAGAAAGAUGGAGAGGAGAAGAGAAAGGGAUAAGCGAAGAACGAAGAAGAGGUGAAGAACAAGGGAUAAGUGAACAGCGAAAAAGAAGUAAAGAGCGAGGGAUAAGUGAAAAACAAAGGAGAAGUGAAGAGCAAGGGAUAAAUAAAGAGCGAAGAAAAGAUAAAGAGCGAGGGAUAAGUGAAGAGCUAGGGAGACGUGAAGACUGGAUAGAAAAAGGGAGAGAACGAGGUAAAAGUAAAGAACGAGGGAAAAGUAAAGAACGAGGGAUAAGUGAGGAGCGUUCAGAGAAAGAGGGAAUAUGGAGCUCUAUGCAGAGAGUGCUGGGCCACAGAGCUCCGGGCUGCAGUGGGCAGGUCAGUGUGCCCGCUCGGGUCAGUGGGCGGGUCAGUCAGCUGCUCAGUAAAUUCGGGGAAAACCCCAAACCUCCACUGAGAUCCAAAAGCACAGAAUCCCUGAACCAGCCCGACAAGACCAGGGCCCGAUACAGCACAGGAGACCUCUCAGUGCAGGACGUCCCAAACCUGGAGGAGCCGGAAAACAAUCCGACACUCCGAGGAGUCCCGAAGAGAUCCUUCAGCUUCUCAGACCGCGUGAUUCGACAACAGGAGAACCGAGAUUUUAAGGCUGUGGAGAGAACACACUCUGACCGCAGAGUCAAAACUCAAGACCAAUCAGAGGGUCAAUCAAGGGUCAACAGGAAAUCUAAAGAUGAUGAGGAAAAGAGGCAAACAGAAAAUAGGGAGAGGAAUGUUUGUGGAAAGACAGAAGAUGAAGGCUUCACUGUAGCCUCCAUCGUCAAAAAUCCAGAGGAGGUCGCAUUUGCAAGGCGAAUUCCUAUCAAACAUGAGGAGAGGGAGUGCGGAGAGAACAGAGAAGAGAAUGAGGUUGAAAUAGAUAAAGAGAUGCAUAGAGAUAAAAAGCAAGAGGAAAAAUGGAGUCUCACAGAAUUCCAGAAUGAUUCCGAUAGAAGACAGAAUCAGGACCAAGCAACUCUUCCAGAUUCAAGACAGUCCCACGGUAUAUACAUCCCACCUUCAGAUGACAGUACUACAGAUCUCCCUGCAGACAUUCAGUGCCAAUGCAGUGUCAACACUGCAAACACUAGUUGUCCAUCUACAACCUGUUCCGUACAACAACAAGCAGUCCUUACUCAGCACACAGAAGAUCUGUUGAGCAAAUUAGGCAAAAUCCAAUCAGACAUAGAGUUUAAAAGUUCAACGCAUGCAUGUUCACAUGAGGACUCAGACAUGAUCUCUGAUGAACUGAGUUUCCAAGAGCAUCAAGACUAUGAAAACUUUCCAAAGCAAGAGGCAUAUUAUUCCUCACAACUCCCAACAACACUAUCCCAGAGCAAGCUCUGCACUCAAGAAGGAAUCACCAUCCCCAGAACAGUGUUUUAUGGAGUCGAUAUAUCAGCGAAAAUAAGAAGAUCGAGUCUGCCUGCUGGACAAGAGGGUGGACAAACUGAGAGGAGAGGAAGCUGGAAAACAGGCCGACCUUUGACCCGAGUGGAGUCUCUGAAAGAGAAAAUUCGCCAGCAGGAAAAGGAAACACAGAGAAGUAGACAUGAUGAAACUGAAGCAACUACAAGCAAGCAGGAAGAAACCACAGUGCAGACUCUCACACCGCUUGACGUCACACAGGAAGUCAGCAUGGCAAAGUCAAGCCCUCAACUUCCUGUUCCUGAUUCUCUGUCGCUCUUGCAGUCAUCAGAAAGAGAAGUAGUGGAGAUCACAUCCAAAAGUGAUAUCUGCGGAACUAAGAAAAGAGCUUGCAAUGCUCCGAGAACACAGGACUUUGACGGAGAAGACGAUAGAAUUGAAAGAGAGGAAGAGUUGUUAGAGGAAGAGUAUUUUCCUCCUUCUCUUUCUCCCUCUCCUACUCUUUUAGAGUCUUUGGACGCCAUGAGUCGGAUUUAUAACCUUAAGACUGUAGGGUCUAGAACUACAGUGUGUAUCGGCGAAAGAUCAGCUGAUGUGUCCCCACAUAGUGGACUGCAAGGUAAAUACAACCCUAUUAGACAAGCACCUUCGCCGGACGUCCUUCCAGAAAAGGCCAAGGUGUGGAAUCAUGAGAAAUCUGAGACCGUGGAGUCGACAGGUGUUCAGACGGUUCAGCGUCAGGUGGAGAGACUACAGCUACAGAGGGAACCGGAAGAAGGAUGUGGUUUCCCCAAAGACAAAAAAUCAAGUCGCACCAUUGUAGAACCGGAGGUGAGAAUCGCCGAGGGUCAAAAGAGGCCUGACAUCUUAAGAGAGACUCAGAUUUCCACCCCAAGAUUUCAACCUCAACAAAAGGUCAGAUCAUUCACAAUCAAUGCCCAGAACUCGGCGAAACCUCCAGAGCAAAUCUCUCCAUCAUCAUCAGCGGGAUCGCCCUCCUCGUCAACUCCCUCUCCUCCUCUGUUCUCCAUUAGAAGCGCUUCAGGUGGGCCGAGUAAGAGAGGAACGACAAUCACUAUAACCCCCCGGAGAUCUGCUGGGUCGUCCUCGCCUGGGAGUACACCGACAGCGACCUCCCCCACAGCACCCAAAGCAGCCCCCCAGACCCAAACGCCCACCCCUGCCCCCAUCAGCACCCGGGAGACGGGGAAAAAGAGGUAUCCCACGGCCGAGGAGAUCCAGGUGAUCGGAGGAUAUCAAAAUCUGGAGCGCUCCUGCUUGGUGAAGAGUAGAGGGACACCCAAAUCGGUGAAGGUGUGUUUCGAUGAGGUCGAGCUGGAGCGAGUGUGUGAAUAUCCCUCUGAGGAGUGUGUUCUGGCCUCUCUUCCAUGUUUUCCUCAGUCUGGACUGGAGGACGGAAAUCGAGACGAGCAGGAGGAAGAUGAUGAAGACGAGGAAAGCAGCAGCGCACUCACAAAUCCAUCAGACAUCAGUGUGUGCGCAGGCAGGACUCGAUUCCUGAAAGUCGAUGAAUCCUGCAGACGGCUCUCUAAAUGACAAACCAUGGCAUCCUUUAGAUUUUACUUUUUACAUUUCAGGAAGGUGUAAGUGAUGUUAAACUUUUAAAAAACUGGUUUCAAAAUUUCUAUGUAGCUUUUCAUGUCCUGUCAGAGAAUCAGCAAGCACAAAGUUUAAUUAAUUGAGGUUAUAUUUCUGAAGUUAUUGCUUUAUGUUAAGGGAAGCAGAAAAUAAACUGUGAUUUUACACACUGUAGUAUCUGGGAAUGACACCCGCUUUGGUAUGAUGGUUUGCACAAUUUAUUGAGUUUCGCAGUUAAAUCAUUUAUGAUCUUUGUUUAUUAAAAUAUAACUGGAAUAGAUUUUUUCAUUUACUGUAUUUUUUCUGCACCACAUUUAAAAAGAUUUAUUUUUAUUUAUAAAUUCUUAUAUUUGAUUCAUGUUUAGAGUUACUCUCGUAGCAUGUUUAAAUAUGAUGAUGAUCAAUAAACAUUAGAUUAUACAUUAUAUUGUGAUAUGACAAGUUAUUAUCACCAGAUUGUAAAAUAAAUAUAAUUACAGAGUUUAUGUGAGUGUGUGAGAGUGUCUAUAUGGAUAUGCAAUGGUUAUAUUUGGAUUUUUAUAAUGUGAUCAAAUGAAAAUCCAUUUUUGUACAUUGUACUUGAAGUACCAUUUUGUCUAUGUUACCUUUCCAACGAAAUGAAGAAGCACUUUUAAUAUGUUAAUAAACAUUACAGACAUGUACAAUGGA